UAAACGACAUACAUGAAUCAUAGCAUUACACUUCCCGGUGGAGGGUAUUUGUCAAGCCAAGAGAAAGAAAGAGAAUCACAAUGCACAGCCAUCAAAGAGAAGACAGCUUUGUUAUACAAAUAAGAGGAAGUAACAAUGAAGCCAUAUAUCAUCAUCAAGCUAGCACUACUUCUGUAUCUUCUUCUUCCAAGUUAAACUUCUCUGCAAUGAAGCUUUUCAAUCGCUUUCGUAAAAUUCUUAUGAGACUCUUGUUUUCUAUCCCUAAUUCUCAUCAUCAUCAUCAUCAUGGUUCUUCAGGAACAUCAAAGCAAAGAAGCUGCGACAAAUUUGAUCCUCCAAAAACUUCAUGCAGCUCUUAUUACUCUUCCCAGUCACACUACAGUGAAGCUAUUGCGGAUUGCAUUGAGUUCUUGAAUAGGUCUUCUCAAGAAGGGAUUUUAGAUGGUAGAAAAUCUGAUGUCAUGGUUUGAUUCCCUUGGUUUUCUAUUUAUUUGUGCUACUUUGCUUUUCAUUUUAAA
Molecule: messenger RNA, 518 nt
Organism: Ricinus communis (castor bean)
Lineage: Eukaryota; Viridiplantae; Streptophyta; Magnoliopsida; Malpighiales; Euphorbiaceae
Exons: 1
Coding region: 81-470 (129 amino acids)
Source: RefSeq, a predicted model, not a curated record